Paramecium tetraurelia is the source of this 534-nucleotide messenger RNA. RefSeq lists its product as uncharacterized. The record is from RefSeq and is a predicted model, not a curated record. Lineage: Eukaryota; Ciliophora; Oligohymenophorea; Peniculida; Parameciidae. The transcript is spliced from 3 exons.
AUGUUUUUUGUAAUAAUUAAGAAUACCUUUUAUUUCUAUAUUUUGAUACACUCUAUCUUUUCUUUGCUGAGUUUAUUGAUAUGUUUAGAUAAUGAUAUAGAUCACUUUGAAAUUUAAUGUCCAAGAUUGAGUAAUAAAAUCAAAGAAUUCAUAGCAGGAAUAUUCAAGCCAUUUUUGCCAGAAGUUAUCGAAUUUUUAGUUGGAAAAAUAUUAAUGCGUGAUCUAAGGAUUGUGAAUGCUCUUAUAUUUUCAGGAAUAUUAGAAAUUGUUUUAGCUAUAUUAGGAGGAUUCUACUACAUUAUGGUUGAAACUCCAAAGCCUAUAUAAAAGAGCCUUAGAAUAAUUGCAAAAUGCUGUUUCUUUUUAGGAUUAGUAUUAUGGAUUGCCAUUUAUUGCAGCGGAAUUGGUUUAAGAAAACUAUUUGAAAUACUGCAUAUUGUUUAUUAAAACCCAUAAAAUGUAGAAAAUUAUUCAAACGAUUUAUAAGAAUUUAUAUAAAAGAGACAAGAAGAAAUUUUGGAGUAUUAUUUCUGA